AUGAUAAAAACUUUGGCUCUUCCUAGCAAACCCUCAAGAUUAUUUGGCCCAAAUAUUGAAGGUCUGAAAAGAGGUAAAGGGUACAGAGUGAAGAUGGAACUUUCUAUUGCUCAACCAGAUGAUUGGCAUCUUCAUCUUCGUGAUAAUGAACUCCUUCAAACAGUUGUCUCUCACAGUGCAAAACAAUUUGGGAGGGCUAUAAUCAUGCCAAAUCUGAAACCACCAGUUACAACCACCGCUGCUGCUGUGUCAUAUUACGAUUCUAUCCUCAAGGCACUACCAAACAACACCAACUUCACACCUCUAAUGACUCUCUACUUGACUGAUAAAACAACUCCUCAAGAAAUCAAAUUAGCAAGGGAAAGUGGUGUUGUGUAUGCUGUGAAGUUAUACCCUGCUGGAGCUACUACAAAUUCUCAAGAUGGAGUUACAGAUUUAUUUGGGAAAUGUGUGCCUGCACUUGAGGAAAUGAUUAAUCAGAAUAUCCCCCUUUUGGUCCAUGGAGAAGUAACGGAUCCCAAAGUUGACAUAUUUGAUCGUGAAAGGGUAUUUAUUGAAACUGUUUUAAAACCCUUAAUACAAAAGUUCCCAAAAUUGAAGGUUGUUAUGGAGCAUGUUACUACUAUGGACGCCAUUAAAUUUGUUGAAUCUUGUGAAGAAGGUUCAGUUGCGGCUACAGUUACCCCACAGCAUCUUCUUCUGAAUAGAAAUUCACUUUUUCAAGGAGGAUUGCAGCCACAUAAUUAUUGCCUUCCAGUGCUCAAGAGGGAAACUCACAGACAGGCGAUUGUUUCUGCUGUGACAAGUGGAAAUAAAAGAUUUUUUCUAGGAACAGAUAGUGCACCUCAUGAAAGGCGAACCAAAGAAUCUUCUUGUGGAUGUGCGGGUGUAUUUAAUGCUCCUGUGGCACUUUCUAUUUAUGCUAAGGUCUUCGAAGAGGCGGGUGCACUCGACAAACUAGAGGCGUUCACAAGCUUUAAUGGACCAGACUUUUAUGGGCUUCCUAGAAACACGAGAAAAAUCACUUUGAAAAAGACGCCAUGGAAGGUUCCGGAAUCGUACUCGUAUGCAUCCGGAAGCAUUGUUCCUAUGUCAGCUGGGGAAUCGCUCGAAUGGCUGCCCAUCUUUCCUUAAACGAAACAAAUACAUUUAACAAAUACAAUAGGGUUAUGAAGUCAAAGGAAGAAUAAAUACUCGCCUUCUUUUCAUCAAGAUUGUCUUUUUGGUAUGGUCUCUCUUAUGGUUAAAUUAUUGUCUUCCUUUUGGAAUUUCAUUUCCGUAUCUAGGAAUUGAUUGUGAUUUUGAUUUUAGAGUUGUCAAAGUUAUAAAUUUAUGUUAAAAGUUUUAAACAUGUUAACUUUCUUUCACAUGUAUCAUAUUUCGAUCGAUGGUUAAAAUUAAAU
Messenger RNA from Lactuca saligna, 1403 nucleotides. Lineage: Eukaryota; Viridiplantae; Streptophyta; Magnoliopsida; Asterales; Asteraceae. The record is from the annotation of a GenBank genome assembly.